This is a messenger RNA of Thamnophis sirtalis, 1478 nucleotides long. RefSeq names its product X-ray repair cross complementing 2 (gene XRCC2). Gene Ontology annotation, biological process: double-strand break repair via homologous recombination; DNA strand invasion. The record is from RefSeq and is a predicted model, not a curated record. Gene Ontology annotation, cellular component: Rad51B-Rad51C-Rad51D-XRCC2 complex; centrosome; replication fork. NCBI's taxonomy places the organism in Eukaryota, Metazoa, Chordata, Lepidosauria, Squamata, Natricidae. Gene Ontology annotation, molecular function: ATP binding; ATP-dependent DNA damage sensor activity; four-way junction DNA binding.
UUAUUUGUUUCGUACUCAAUGCACAAGCUAGAACCUUCCAGGGUCGGCUGCCUUGUGACUCAUUACAUUACUUUUUUAUGGGAAAAAUUUAUUUGGUAUUCAUCAUUUUUUGAUACUCAUCGCACCUCACGGAACCAAUUAAUGAGGACUACCGAAGUACCACCGUAUUUUAAAUCCCUGCAUGUCUAGGAAAAGACAACUCACUUGGGAAAUGCCCCUGCCCAGCGAACAAUUUGUAGUUUACAAGUGCAGCUUACAAGUGUAGUUUACAAGUGAAGUUGAUGGUUCCACUAUUUUAGAAGAUUUGUUUAUUCUGCAGAUUGUGCUCUUUUCUGGUCCAAGGGAAACUGGCAGCCCUGCGUGCCUCUAUCGUUUGUGGAAUUAGUUGCCUUGAUCGUGAGAUAUUUAUGAUAUCUAAUGACUUGUCUUUUUUCCCCCCGAAGUUGAUUGCACGUCUUGAGGGUCGAAGUUCUCUCAAAACUCUUGAACCCUUCCUGUUUGCUGAAGAAGGAUAUCCCGUUUAUGGAGACGUCGUCGAAUUCCACGGUGCGGAAGGGACAGGAAAAACAGAAAUGCUCUAUCAUCUCAUUGCUCGCUGCAUUCUUCCAAAAUCAAGAGGUGGUUUGGAAGUUAGCGUGCUUUUCAUUGAUACGGACUUCCAUUUCGAUAUGCUGCGUUUAAUCACUCUCCUGGAAUACAGGUUGUCGUGUCGAGGCACCGAAGCCACCAUGAAGCGCUACCUGGAGAGGUUCCUCCUUAUUAAUUGCCACAGCAGUUCCCAGCUGCUGAUUAGCCUUUACUCUCUGGAAGGCAUGUUUCUCUCCCACCCUUCCCUUUCCCUCUUGAUCGUAGACAGCAUGUCGGCAUUUUAUUGGAUAGACCGAGCCAACGGAGGAGAAAACCUGAGUUUGCAGGAAGCGAACCUAAAAAGAUGCGUGCAGGUUCUGCAAAAGCUUAUAAGGGAGCAUCACUUGGUACUGUUUGCCACUACUCAGUCGCUUAUGCAGAAGUCACCAAACUUUGGGGAAAGCUCAGAAAAAACUGAGUGUGAUGCAGGUUCAGAUUACCGCCCUUUUCUUUGUAAACCGUGGCGACAGCUCGUCACCCACCGGAUCUUCUUCUCCAGGCAUCCCCAUCCAGACGGCACCCAAGGAUUUUUAAUGACUUCGUGUCACCUUCAGAACAACUGCGUGGCGAAACGUCCGUUCUGCAUUACGGAACAAGGGAUCCAGUUUUAAAAGCCCAAGGUUCAUUUUAAAGGCACCUAUUGUUGUUUCUAAACAGUUUUUACGUUUCUGUACUAACAUUAUAUAAAAUUUAAUUUUAGAAAGCGCGCCGAUCAGCUUUUGGGCUAAUAUUCAGGUGUAUAUGGGCGAAUUGAUAAGGCUUAUUAAAAAAAAAAGUUAAGUUCUGGAAUCUAAUAAAAGUGGUUGCUUCUUAUUUUCAAGCACAGAAACAGAAGCUUCCCCUGAGCUGAA